CAACAAAAUUAGACAAGUUCGAACUUGUUGCGCACAUACAUACAUAAGUAUGUAGCUGAAUAAAAGCUGUUAGAAUUGUGAUCGAAUGACAAUCAUAUUUGCGUAACCAAGCGAAUAAAAACCAAUAUUUAUAAUACAACAAUUUAAUCCCACAUUAUGGACAACAAAAAGUUCACGCUACCGCAUAUGGCAGCUGAAAGCUUGUAAAGCUGCUAGCGCGCUCCUCUAGAUAAAGCAACAUAUGCCAAUUGUUUAUCGAAGACAUGUAAAUUCAAGGGAUGUGCGCAUGAAGAGCCAGCGUUUAAAAGGCAAGGACGAAGAGAAAUCGCCUGCGAAAACAAAUACACGCAAACUCACGCAUACACUGGCAUGCAUUUGUGUUGAGCUGGCAGAAUGCGGGCACGCAGAAACCGCAGCAGCCAAUAUAUUGCCCACUUUUAUUGUUUUUAUUGUUGUCGUAAUAGUGGAAUGCAAAGCAAAUGAUAAGCGUGCUACGCGGAGUGCUGGGGCGGUAAGCUCACAAUUACAGCAGCGAUUGCGAUGACGCUAAGCGGAUAACAAAGAAUGCAAAUGGCAGCGGCCAAUGCAAAUUGACAAUGCAAAAGGCGAUGCGAAAGACAAAGGCAAAAGCAACGUAUUUUAUUAAGAAGUACUCAGUGUGCAAGAAAAAGUGUAGUGUAUAGUGUAGUGUAAUAUAGUGUAGUGAAGUGAAGUGUGUAUAUGCGCCUAAAAGCAGGCAGUGCGUUUCAAUAAAGACAAGAAAAAGUGGAAAAUAGAAAAAGUUGCGGAAUGAAAUUGAUAGAGGAGUUUAAAAACGCUUUGUCUACAGCUCGAUAUUAAGCCAAUUCGACAGUGAUAAAACGAAAAUAUUGAGAACUUGUGGAAUGCGUUGGCAACAUCGUUGAACUGUCACGAAAGAAAAGUCAUAUAAAAAGGAGAAUUCAUCGUAAUCCGAGUCUGUCACAGCAGUUUUGUUUUAUUAUUCAAAGGUUGUAAAGGUUUUUCUGGAAAAACAAAACACGGAGACAACGUGUAAUUUUCCCCAAAACGUUUGCUCAAUAUCAAACAGCGGGUGCAAAAAAGGCUGGAAGACACAAAUAAUUUGGGAAUGCAAAUACUGCAAAAUUACAUAUUGUCGAGGGAAUACGACUUUUCCACACUAUCUAAAGCAGCAACGACAGCAAGGCCUCCGUUCUUUGUACCGUCCAUACGAUUACACGAACAACAAAUUACGAAUCAUCACCUUUGAUUUGUUACCUUACUGUAUUACACCUCAAAAAAGACAAGACACACAGUCAUGGAGGAUGGACUUUCAAAUGAACAAACCGAAAAGAUCCUACAGUUUCAAGACAUUACAGGCAUUGAGGAUAUGAAUAUAUGUCGAGAUGUUUUGAUAAGACAUCAGUGGGAUCUUGAGGUUGCUUUUCAAGAGCAAAUGAACAUACGCGAAGGCAUUCCAUCAACAUAUGCCGCGUCCAGAGAUGUACGCGCACCCGCUGUUCUCGAUGAUCGUUUUCUACAACAGAUUUUUUCUGCAAAUAUGCCUGGUGGAAGAUCGGCACGAGGUGGCAUGGGUCCUAUACCGCGUAGCUUUACGGGUAUCAUUGGCUAUGUCAUAAACAUGGUAUUUCAGUAUUGCUACUCGACAUUCUCCAGCGUACUAACUGCUUUACUGAGUUUGGGACGAAACGAUGAGAGAAUCGUUACCGAUCCUGUGGGCGAUGUCAUGAGUUUUAUACGUUCCUACAACGAACGUUAUCCAUCACACCCAGUGUUCUAUCAGGGCACAUACGCGCAAGCGUUAAAUGAUGCUAAACAGGAACUACGCUUCCUACUCAUCUAUCUACACAAGGAUCCCACAAAUAAUCCCGAUGUAGAUUCACUGUGCCGUACAACGCUUUCGAAUCAAUCAACAAUUGAUUUUAUAAAUCGCAAUAUGCUUUUCUGGGGCUGUGACGUAUCCUCACCAGAGGGUUAUAGAGUAUCGCAUACAUUGAAUAUGCACGUAUUUCCGACGAUGGUGUUAAUUGCACAACGUAAUCAUCGUAUGAUUGUUGUUGGUCGCUUUGAAGGCGAUUGCACACCAGAAGAGUUGAUACGUCGCAUGCAAACAGUGAUCUCAGCAAAUGAAAUAUGGCUUAGUCAAGCACGUGCUGAUCGUUUAGAACGUAAUCUCACACAGACGCUGCGUCAACAGCAAGACGAAGCUUAUCAACUUAGUUUACGUGCCGAUGAAGAGAAGGAACGGCUGCGUCAGUUGGAACGUGAUGCAGUGCGACAAGCACAGGAGGCUAUUGAACGUGAACGUGCCGAAGAGGCACGCAAAAAAGAGGAAAUUGCUCAACUCAAAAUUGAGCUAGCUGAGCAGGUGCCAAAUGAGCCACCAGCUGGUACAGCGGACGCCAUUAGUGUCGUCUUUAAACUGCCAAACGGCGCACGCCUGGAGCGACGUUUUCUCAAUUCCAAUUCAUUAAUUGAUGUGUAUAACUAUCUGUUCUGUCAUCCCUCUUCACCCGAUGAAUUCGAGAUCACAACGAAUUUCCCUAAACGCGUCCUCUACGCCAGUUCUUGUAAUAAUGGCGCCAUCAAUGGUAAUGGCAAUCAAACAACCUUAGCUGAAGCCGGUCUGAAGCAUCGUGAGGUACUCUUUGUCAACGACUUGGAGGCGUAAUAUUCAUAGCAAUAUUUUAUACAACAAACAACAGCAACACACCACAUAAACAAUCAACGGUCAACAUUUGAUCAGAUUUCAUAGUUUAAUAUGUAUAACAAAGAAGUUUUGUUUUUAAUUUGCAUUGAAUAUGCAAAAACUACGUUAUUUACACGCGGAGUGUUUCCAAAAGUUAAAAAAAAAGUAAAACGUGUACGUAAAUUUAAGAAAUGGAGCUAACAACACACAAUUUUCGCAAAAAGAUAUAUGUAUAUAUAUAUGAUUAUGCAGUUUCAAUGCUCCAUGCAAACAUAUAUAGCAAUAUUGAAUUGUUAUUUAAAUUAUCUGUUUUCUAAUUUUCAUUAAUUUAAGUAAUUUUAUUUUUUCCUUGAUCUUUAGCGUACUUACAUUUAUAUGUAACAAAAACUAAUAACUAUUUGGACUAAUCUAUUUUAAUUUCUUUCCAAAUGCACUAUUGCAUUGUUGCUUUACACACACACUACUCAAUUCUGACAGACGUAACAUAAACAAAACAUUUUAUCAAAAACGAUCAUGAUAAGAUUUGUAGCAUUCUUAAUAUUUCUAUUGAAAAGAAAAUUAAAUAAAAAGUAAAUAUAGUACGUGUGAAAACUAACUGUUAAGCGAUCAAAA
Messenger RNA from Bactrocera neohumeralis, 3301 nucleotides. RefSeq names its product FAS-associated factor 2 (gene Faf2). The transcript is spliced from 8 exons. Bases 1298 to 2671 code for a protein of 457 amino acids. Gene Ontology annotation, cellular component: endoplasmic reticulum. The record is from RefSeq and is a predicted model, not a curated record. Lineage: Eukaryota; Metazoa; Arthropoda; Insecta; Diptera; Tephritidae. Gene Ontology annotation, molecular function: ubiquitin binding.